Messenger RNA from Chlorella variabilis, 648 nucleotides. RefSeq lists its product as hypothetical. NCBI's taxonomy places the organism in Eukaryota, Viridiplantae, Chlorophyta, Trebouxiophyceae, Chlorellales, Chlorellaceae. Gene Ontology annotation, molecular function: zinc ion binding. The coding region runs from base 1 to 648 and encodes 215 amino acids. The transcript is spliced from 5 exons. The record is from RefSeq and is a predicted model, not a curated record.
AUGCGGUUCCUGCUGUCAGUGUGGCGCGCGCGGCGCGGCGGCGUGGACCCCUGGACUGCGCAGCGCGAGGUGUCGGUGCUGUAUGCGCGCUUCUAUGCGGCACUGCUGGGCGGCAUCCUGCUCACGUACCAGCUGCAGAGGCGAAUGCCGCUGCUCAUGUUUGCCUUCUUCUCCUACUGGUGGCCCCAGAUUGUGCUGUGCGUGCGCUCCGACUGCCGCCAGCCCCUGAAGCCCGAGUUUGUGCUGGGGACGAGCGUGGCGCGCCUGGCGCUGCCGCUGUAUGUCUACGCCUGCCCCUCCAACCUGCUGAGAGUGCAGCCCAACCUGACGCUCUGCGCUGGCCUGGUGGCCUACGUGGGGCUGCAGUGCGGGCUGCUGCUGGCACAGCACUGGUGGGGGCCGCGCUGCUUCAUCCCAAAGCAGGCGAGAAACACUCCCUACGGCGGCAGUAUUGCUGCCGCCAACGACAUUGAGACCAGCGAGGGGAGCAGGGAAUGCGUGAUUUGCAUGGCCCAGGUGGAUGUGUCUGACAAGAGCGACCGCGCCGUGACACCCUGCACCCACGUCUUCCACCGUUCCUGCCUGGAGCGCUGGCUGAGCUACAAACAUGACUGCCCCACUUGCCGCCGUGCACUGCCCCCGCUGUGA